Molecule: messenger RNA, 1539 nt
Organism: Acanthosepion pharaonis
Lineage: Eukaryota; Metazoa; Mollusca; Cephalopoda; Sepiida; Sepiidae
Source: the annotation of a GenBank genome assembly
AUGGCGGAAAGCGUGAACCUGAAACGUAGCGGUAAAUAUUUAAACAAUUCAGACAAUGAUGUCACUCCGAGAAAAAGGAAAUCAGACUUGCAUUCAGUGAACCAAGUUGAUCGAAGUAGAUCUUGUCCUUACCUUGACACAAUAAACAGAUCUGUGCUUGAUUUUGAUUUUGAGAAACUCUGCUCUGUAUCUUUGUCUCAUAUCAACGUGUAUGCGUGUUUGGUAUGUGGCAAAUAUUUCCAAGGUCGUGGCACUAAAUCCCAUGCGUACACACACAGUGUACAAGAUGGCCACAGAGUUUAUCUCAAUCUACAAACACAAAAGUUCUAUUGUCUUCCUGAUAAUUACGAAAUCAUUGAUUCUUCUCUAGAAGACAUAAUUUAUGUGCUUAACCCAACAUUUGAUAAUGAACACAUCAGCAAACUUGAUGCAAAUCCCAAGUUAUCACGGGCAUAUGAUGGGACAACCUAUCUGCCAGGUAUUGUCGGUCUCAAUAACAUAAAAGCAAAUGAUUAUUGCAAUGUAAUAUUGCAGGCGUUGUCCCAUGUUCCUCCUCUGCGAAACUACUUUCUUCAAGAAGAAAACUACAAAACCAUUCGCAGGCCACCUGGAGACCAAAUGUUCCUCCUUGUACAGAGGUUUGGAGAGCUCUUACGCAAGUUGUGGAACCCACGUAAUUUCAAAGCUCAUGUCAGUCCCCAUGAAAUGCUUCAGGCUGUUGUCCUCUGCAGUAAAAAGAAAUUUCAAAUUACAGAACAAGGUGAUGCAGUAGACUACAUGUCAUGGUUUCUAAAUUCUCUGCAUUCUGCCUUGGGUGGAAAUAAAAAGUUGAACAGUAGUAUUAUUAAUAAAACAUUCCGUGGAAAGAUGACAGUCUACUCCAGAAUGGUUCCCCCUCUUGACUUGAAAGAAGAAGAAAAAGAAAAAUUACUUCAAACAGAAGAAUAUCAAGAAACAAUGGAAGAAACAAGAUUUUUAUACUUGACAUGUGAUUUGCCUGCACCUCCACUUUAUCCAGAUGAUUUACGUGAAAACAUUAUCCCCCAGGUGCCCUUGGCUAACAUUUUAGCCAAGUUCAAUGGCGUCACAGAGAAGGAAUACAAAACUUAUAAAGAUUCAACAAUGAAAAGAUUUAAAAUUACCAAGUUGCCUCCUUAUAUUAUUCUUUAUGUCAAAAGAUUUACAAAGAAUUAUUUUGUUUUUGAGAAGAAUCCUACAAUUGUGAACUUCCCUAUCAAAAAUAUUGAUUUUGGAGAUUUGCUCACUCCUGAAAUCCGUGCAAUCCAUCCUUACACAACAUACGAUCUCAUUGCAAAUAUUGUACAUGAUGGGGAUUCUUCUGGUACUGACAAAGGAACUUACCGUGUACACACACUGCACAAGGGAACAGGCAAAUGGUUUGAGCUGCAGGAUUUGCACGUGGCUGAUAUCCUACCACAGAUGAUUACUUUAUCAGAAAGUUACAUCCAAAUAUAUGAAGUUCGUAAAGACAUCCACAAUGCAUUCUACAAACCCUCAAGUAAUGAUCAACCAAGUUAA